Molecule: messenger RNA, 1284 nt
Organism: Aspergillus lentulus
Lineage: Eukaryota; Fungi; Ascomycota; Eurotiomycetes; Eurotiales; Aspergillaceae
Product: DASH complex subunit ASK1
Biological process (GO): attachment of spindle microtubules to kinetochore
Cellular component (GO): mitotic spindle pole body; mitotic spindle; DASH complex
Source: RefSeq, a predicted model, not a curated record
AUGUCUCGUCCGUCGUCGAUUUCUCAGCGUCCCCUGACGCUGACGGAGGAACUGGAGAAGCUCGAACAAUCUAUCACUCUAACCCUGCAAGAAAUUGAUCAUAACUUUAGUCAAGCGCACCGAAUAGUUACAACGAGUAUUCUUCCUCUAGUCGAACAAUACGCAGAACAUUCGAGAGAUGUUUGGGAGGGUGCAAAGUUUUGGAAACAAUUCUUCGAGGCCAGCGCCAAUGUCUCGCUAUCCGGUUACGAAGAGAGGCCCGAUGAAGAUACAACACAAGAUCAGACAGUGACAGAGGAUUCCACAGACGUUACACACAGCAACCUUACCGAUACCGUGUCCUACGAAACGCCAUCCUCUGAACGCCACGACCAUAGGGCUGACGACCUUGAGCUCACAUCCCUCGGCGUAUCCUCUCACAGUACUCCUCGAGUAGCCACCAAUGAGAGACCUGACGAAGACACGACAAUCACCUCCGCUGUGUCAUAUACAUCCCCCUACGAAACACUCAAGCAGGAGAUCCGCGAAACCGAUCCCCCCUUCGAUAUGGACGAUUCCAACCUCCCUAGCACACCAGGCCGUUCUCCAAGACUACGCGACUACGCGGGCAACCCAGCCGACACCCUCAUGUCCUCUUCACCGUUCGUUCCCCCCGCCUCACACGAACAACCCUCAGGCGCCCGCCGCAAUCCACACCAGAAAACAUCAGACCCUGUCAUGCAUAGGGUCCUCGACAAGACCUAUCGCGUGCAAGCCACCCCUCUAGGUAAAGGCUAUAGCACUGCAACCAGCCGCUCCAAAUUCACCGUCACCCCGAAAGUAUCCACAUCGAAAUACGCCUUCGACGACUCUCCGAUAUCCAGUCCAGAGCCCGAAGCGCCGCAACUACACGCGGAGAUCUUCUCCUCUCCCCUCAAAGCCACAACUCCCGGUACUGGCCGUAAGCGACGUCCCAGCGCCGGCCACCUCCGCAUCACCCCGAAGCCGGGAAUGAGCGUUUUGACUCCGGCCAAGAACGGGGGUGGCAAGCGUUCUGCCUGGGACAGUGAUGAGGAAUUUGACGACGAAGAGGAUGAGAACUUUGGACCGAGUCCGCCCAAAACAAUGCAAUUCCAUAUUCCACAGAGUCGGCUCAUGAAGACACCGGCCAAGGAAGCAUCCAAGCGUAUUGUUGAGGACUUGUUAUUCACUGCUGGCGUGAACGACACAACGGACGAUAUCAUUGAUGAGCAAAGUCCUAGUGUGAUUCGACGGGUAGAGCGGUUGGAAGAUGAGACCUUUUGA